UUCUCUCUAAACAAAACAACACCUGCAUUUGCAUUUGACCCUUCUUCUUCUUCUUUGUUCUUCAUCAAUGGAGUCUGCAGGAGAGCUUUCUUACAUGGAGAAUGGGGAGUCUAACAAAAGCUUGAUGGGCAAAGAAACAUGUAAUAAUAAUGGUGGAGUUAUCAGGACAGCACAAAACAGGUCAAGUUCGUUCAUGCGUAAGAAAUCUGACCCCAUGUUGGUUUCGACGGUUCGGUUUCAGAUGCUUAGACAGUUCUUAUCCAACUUGCAAGAAGUGAUUUUAGGGACAAAACUUGCUGUUCUUUUCCCUGCCAUCCCUUUAGCCAUUGCUGCUGAUUGUUACAAGUUUGGAAGACCAUGGAUAUUUGCUUUGAGCUUGCUUGGACUUACCCCCCUUGCCGAGCGUGUCAGCUUUCUCACUGAACAAAUUGCAUAUUAUACAGGUCCAACAGUUGGAGGGCUGCUGAAUGCAACAUGUGGAAAUGCAACAGAGCUGAUCAUAGCAUUAUUUGCACUUUACCAGAACAAAAUCCUUGUCCUCAAGUACUCUCUCAUGGGUUCUGUUCUCUCCAAUCUCCUCCUUGUUCUCGGCACCUCUCUCCUUUGCGGUGGCUUAGCUAACCUCAAGAAAGAGCAAAGAUAUGAUCGAAAACAAGCUGAUGUGAACUCUGGUCUGCUGUUGCUGGGACUGCUGUGCCAUAUGUUGCCGUUGAUGUUCAGAUACGCAGCACAGCCUAGUGGGAUUUCGAUUGCCAAAUCUACACUGGAGUUGUCGAGAGCGAGUAGUGUGGUUAUGCUCGUGGCUUAUAUCGGAUAUAUCAUCUUCCAGCUUAAAACUCAUAGACAGAUUUUCGAUGCUCAAGGGGAUGGUGAGGAUGAAGAUGAAGAAAAAGCAGUGAUUGGAUUUUGGAGUGGAUUCAGCUGGCUGGUUGGUAUGACACUCGUUAUAGCUUUGCUAUCUGAGUAUGUGGUGGGCACAGUUGAGGCUGCAUCGGAAACUUGGGGAAUUUCCAUUAGCUUUAUCAGCAUAAUUCUGAUACCUAUUGUGGGGAAUGCUGCUGAACAUGCUGGAGCUAUCAUUUUUGCUUUCAAGAAUAAAUUGGACAUAUCACUUGGUGUUGCUCUGGGUUCUGCAACUCAAAUUUCUAUGUUCGCUGUUCCCUUGUGUGUUGUAGUAGGGUGGAUUAUGAGAAUCCCAAUGGAUCUUGACUUCAGUCUUCUUGAAACUGGAUGUCUUGCUCUAACAAUACUUGUUGUUGCCUUUACCCUACAGGAUGGAACUUCACAUUACAUGAAAGGAGUAGUUCUUUGCCUUUGUUACAUUGCAAUUUCUGCAUGCUUUUUUGUUCAUAAAAUUCCAGCUCCAUUGGAUCAAACUAUUGUCAACUUGGAACUCAACUCAGCCUAGCCUAGCCUCGUCGGCACCGCCUUUUUCCGCCACCAUCUUGAGGAUGCCGACGUUCCAACCAUUCGUUUCCUUAGACCUUUGAGAAUAUAUAUUUACAUUUGGGAGAUCUGAGCACUGAGAAGAUAAAGGGUGUUGCAGACAUGAAGAGUUGAGACCAUUUCUGAAGCUAAUAUAUAUAUAUAUAUAUAUAUAUGAGAGGAAAAAAAGAACCACUUUCUCAUUUGAAAAUGUUCGUAAUUGCAAGCUUUGCUUCUGGGGAUUCCUUAAUAAGGUCUUGGUUAUUUGUUGUUCUGUCUUCAUUUACUGCAUCUAUUCCAUUAAUAAUUUAACUAUAUGUUGCUGAAGCAGAGAUAAAGACCAUCUGCUUAUUGGGGAUGUAUUAAAUCAUAAAAUAUCAGCCAAUAAGAAAUUU
Messenger RNA from Hibiscus syriacus, 1820 nucleotides. RefSeq names its product vacuolar cation/proton exchanger 3-like. The transcript is spliced from 10 exons. Gene Ontology annotation, molecular function: calcium:proton antiporter activity. The coding region runs from base 68 to 1408 and encodes 446 amino acids. The record is from RefSeq and is a predicted model, not a curated record. Gene Ontology annotation, cellular component: plant-type vacuole membrane. Gene Ontology annotation, biological process: intracellular calcium ion homeostasis; calcium ion transmembrane transport. NCBI's taxonomy places the organism in Eukaryota, Viridiplantae, Streptophyta, Magnoliopsida, Malvales, Malvaceae.